ACUCACAGUGCCUCGUGCUGAGUCCCUGGAGGCGCCAUGACUGAGUAUAAGCUCGUGGUGGUGGGCGCUGGCGGCGUGGGGAAGAGUGCCCUGACCAUCCAGCUCAUCCAGUAUCACUUCGUGGAAGAGCAUGACCCCACCAUCGAGGACUCCUACCGGAAGCAGGUGGUCAUCGAUGGGGAGACGUGUGUGCUGGACAUCCUGGACACUGCGGGCCAGGAGGAGUACAGCACCAUGCAAGACCAGUACAUGCGCACCGGCGAGGGCUUCCUCUGCGUGUUCGCCGUCAACAACACCAAGUCCUUCGAGGACAUCCACCAGUACCGGGAGCAGAUCAAACGGUUGAAGGGUUCAGACGACGUGCCCAUGGUGCUGGUGGGAAACAAAUGUGAUCUGGCGGCACGCACUGUGGAGUCUCAGGAGGCGCAGGAGCUGGCCCGCAGCUACGGCACCCCCUACAUUGAGACCUCGGCCAAGACGCGCCGGGGUCUGGAGGAUGCCUUCUACACGCUGGUGCGUGAGAUCCGGCAGCACAAGCAGCGCAAGCUGCGCCCGCCGGACGAGGGCUGCACCGGCUGCGUGAGCCCCAAGUGCCUGCUCUUGUGA
Molecule: messenger RNA, 606 nt
Organism: Hipposideros armiger (great roundleaf bat)
Lineage: Eukaryota; Metazoa; Chordata; Mammalia; Chiroptera; Hipposideridae
Product: GTPase HRas-like
Exons: 1
Coding region: 37-606 (189 amino acids)
Biological process (GO): signal transduction
Cellular component (GO): membrane
Molecular function (GO): GTP binding; GTPase activity
Source: RefSeq, a predicted model, not a curated record